AUGGCAAUUCUAAAUGUUGACUUUUUCAAGGAGAGGAAAUACCCAUUCAUUCUUACUCUCUUGGUCUUGCUCAUUUGCGUCACAGUCUUCCUCUUCACCACAACCACCACCUCCAAAUCUGUUUUUUUCUAUUCUGAUGUCAAAGAGCAACCACCCCUCAACCCUUCCCCUGUAACCCCAGAUUCUACUACCAAUCCAAAAGAGGAAAAGCUACCCCAAAAAGUGACCAAUAUCACAGUCCCGAAGGACCAAGGAUUGCCCCAAAAAGAAGAGGCUCUCGGUAAUGUUAAUAUCGAUUGGAAGCUAUGUAAGGACCCGGUAACGAUUGAUUAUAUACCCUGUUUAGAUAAUUUUAAAGCGAUUAAGGCUCUGAAAUCAAGGAGGCACAUGGAGCACAGGGAAAGGCAUUGUCCUGAUACUAGUCUGCACUGUUUGCUGCCCCUUCCCAAAGGGUAUAAAGUCCCGGUUCCGUGGCCUAAGAGCAGGGACAUGGUUUGGUAUGAUAAUGUCCCUCAUCCAAAGCUAGUUGAGUACAAGAAGGACCAACACUGGGUUGUGAAGUCUGGUGAAUAUCUUGUCUUUCCAGGAGGUGGUACUCAAUUCAAAGAUGGAGUUGAUCAUUACAUUGAAUUCAUAGAGAAGGCAUUACCAGCAAUUCAAUGGGGAAAGCAUAUCAGGGUUGUUCUUGAUGUUGGCUGUGGUGUUGCUAGCUUUGGUGGCUAUCUGCUGGACAAAAAUGUUAUUACUAUGUCCUUCGCCCCGAAGGAUGAACAUGAAGCUCAGAUACAGUUUGCUUUGGAGCGAGGAAUUCCUGCAACUCUUUCUGUCAUUGGAACACAGAAGUUGACUUUUCCAGACAAUGGGUUUGAUUUGAUCCAUUGUGCACGAUGCAGAGUUCAUUGGGAUGCAGAUGGUGGGAAACCGCUAUACGAGCUCAAUAGGAUUCUUAGACCUGGCGGUUUCUUUGCAUGGUCUGCCACCCCAGUUUAUCGUGAUGAUGACAGAGAUCAGAAAGUAUGGAAUGCCAUGGUGGCUAUAACAAAAGCUAUGUGCUGGAAGGUUGUGGCUAAGGCUCGUGAUUCAUCUGGAAUUGGGCUUGUUAUAUACCAGAAGCCUACCACAUCUUCUUGCUAUGAGAAACGUAAAGAGAACAAUCCACCUUUAUGUGAAAAUAAGGAUGGGAAAAAUAGCUCAUGGUAUGCCAGACUCAGUAGUUGCCUUACUCCUCUUCCAGUUGAUGGUAUGGGUAACCUGCAGAGCUGGCCCAUGCCUUGGCCCCAGAGGCUUACCAGUAAGCCCCCUAGCUUAUCUGCAGAUUCAGAUGCCAGUGAUCAGUUCUACAAGGACAACAAACGCUGGUCUGAAUUAUUUUCAGAAGUUUAUGCGGAUGGUCUUUCUAUAACUUGGUCAAGUGUUCGAAAUGUAAUGGAUAUGAAUGCUGGUUAUGCAGGAUUUGCCACAGCUCUCAUUGAUCUACCAAUCUGGGUGAUGAAUGUAGUACCGAUUGAUGUGCCAGAUACUCUUUCUAUUAUAUUGGACAGAGGGUUAAUAGGAAUGUAUCAUGAUUGGUGCGAGUCCUUUAAUACCUAUCCUCGCACAUAUGAUCUCCUUCAUUCUAGCUUUCUUUUCAAAUAUCUGGAGCAAAGAUGUGACAUUGUUGAUGUGGUUGCCGAGAUAGACCGCAUAUUGAGACCUGGUGGAUAUCUCCUGGUUCACGAUUCUACGGAAAUACUUAGCAAGCUCAGUCCAAUCUUGCGUUCACUUCACUGGUCUGUAACGAUGCAUCAAAAUCAUAUUCUUGUUGGUAGGAAGAGUUUCUGGCGUCCUAAGGUAUAGGGUUGAUGAACAUGACAUAAUCUUCAAUCGCCCCCGUUUCAGUAUGUUCUGGUUAAAAAUCAAGAGCAAAAGAUUGCAUUUUAAGAAAGGAAUAUUUAUUUGACAGGUAAUCUUGUCUGAGUGUUAAGUCUGUUGAUGAGACACAUUUAUUUAUA
This is a messenger RNA of Gastrolobium bilobum, 1991 nucleotides long. Its product is annotated as probable methyltransferase PMT23. Bases 1 to 1836 code for a protein of 611 amino acids. The record is from RefSeq and is a predicted model, not a curated record. The transcript is spliced from 8 exons. Gene Ontology annotation, cellular component: trans-Golgi network; endosome; cytoplasm. NCBI's taxonomy places the organism in Eukaryota, Viridiplantae, Streptophyta, Magnoliopsida, Fabales, Fabaceae. Gene Ontology annotation, molecular function: methyltransferase activity.